AUGCAUGGCCAAAGCAGCUUCUACGUCGACUGUGACGGUUUCUCUGUCGCGGCCGAUGCUCCACAUCGUGGAAUUGAAAUGUUUCUGGAAAGUGAGCAGUUGAAAUCUCGACUGCAAGUGCUGCAUCAACUUGACAACCGCUCGGAUGAGGUUAUUGCCGAAACACCAUUUCAGUUGUUGAAAAUGAUCGACAUAGACCAUGCUGCAAAAUGGUGCGCAGAGGACCCUCGAUGCACAGGCCUGUGCUUCAACGAGGAGACAGGUUGGGCGCGCUUUUACCACACAGCGCUGCAGAAGGGUUUCGCGAAGCUUGACGAUGGAACCAAUGCAUCGGUUUGCCUUGCAUUGAAGGGCUUUGGCCCACCCGGGACUGGUAUGAAGAGGGAAAUGAGGCCAUGCUUUAGAUCAUUGGAGGAGACUUCUUCUGGUUCUUGGAUUCCCUCGAAGGUGCCAAAAAAUAUGCUUUUGCUCCCUGAUGGUAGUUCAAUGCAGCUGCGCCUCUUCUCCUUUGGGGCUAGACCAGUUCAGAUCUCCUUCGAACAGGCACGGAGCACAGGCGUACCCAGCAAGGCGCAAGUCCAGGCUGCCAAGGCACCGAAGAGUCUUGACAAAAAAGAAGCCCAAGCCCUGGAUACGAACUUUGGGAAAAGACCCACCGGAGCUAGAGAUGUUAAAGCACGAGAGGACUCUUACGCUCCACUUCCCGCAUUCUCAGAGCAGGUUCUAGUAGGUUGCUGGCCAGUCCUUGUUCUGAAUUUUGAGAAAAGGUUUGGCAAUAUUUGGCAAGCAUCGAAAGAUUGGAAUAGGUUCCCAAGGCUGUCCGAAUAUCAAAAAGAGGAGGCAGGCGCAGCUUUGGAGUUGGAUGAGAGCUAUGGCAACAGAGACAGUCUCUUCAGUUGUCACCUUUCCUGUGUGGAAAGCAGCUACGAUCGGCCAGUGGGCUCCUCGAUCUUGUCAGGAUUGACUUCCUCGGGGCACUUUCUGGAGGCGGUGAAGCCACCUUAUCGAGGAAGCUUUGCAGUGGUUUCCGGAAGGACUUGGGCGCAAGCUUUAAUAUUCUUUGGUUCUGACAAGGGGUCUACAUGGUUGCGACGCCAGGGCUGGAGUAGUGCAACAUCAUCUGUGUUGCCUACGCUUCUCAUUUCGGCUUAUGUGCAAGUUGCAAACCAGCCUUUCGUGCGCUCUUCUGUCAUGCUUCAGGGAGAUCCGCAGGUAAGAUUUGCUCACCAAAGACAGAAGGUGUGA
Messenger RNA from Cladocopium goreaui, 1245 nucleotides. NCBI's taxonomy places the organism in Eukaryota, Dinophyceae, Suessiales, Symbiodiniaceae. The record is from the annotation of a GenBank genome assembly.